AUGGUGACCGUAGGAAUCUAUCAUUUUGGAAUAGAAAGAGUGCAAUUCGAUACCAACUAUCCCAAUUCUCAUUCAAUAACUUGGCCAGCCGGAAAACCAAUAAAAUCUCCACCACUUCUUGUCAUCACCAAAUUGACAGUAUCAAGUACGGCAAUAAUUAUAUUUGAUAUUUUAGCUGGCGUAGGCAUAUUAUUUGGUCUUGGAUUUUUAUUGUUCAAUAUAAUAAACCGAAAAAAUAGACAUGCAGUACAUUGUAUUGAUAGUAAUUAUGCCGUUAGAUAUCAACGAAGACUAGUGCAGGCUAUUAAAGAUUGGCAUCUUAUUACUACAGUUGCAAAUCUAUUAGUGGUAGAUAUUGUUAUAUUUAUCGUCUGGACUUCUGUUGAUGAACUUCAAGGAACUAUUUCAACUAUAACCACAAUCGAUGAUCCAAAUGAUCCUGACAUAAGGAUACAGACUGAUCUACACUAUUGUACAUGUCGGUAUUUUCCAGUAUGGUUGGGUAUCGUUUGUGGAUAUAAAUUUUUACUCUUAAUAUUUGGUAGUUUUCUGGCUUUUGAAACAAGACGAGUUAAUAUGAAAGUGCUGAAUGACGCCAAGUUUAUUGGAUUUUCUAUUUAUAAUGUAUCAGUAUUUUGUCUCCUGGGUGUGUUAUCAUCGAUUGCCGUGGGCAAUCAAGAAACAUUAAACUAUUGCCUUAGAAGCGGCUGUAUUAUCGUUUGUACAACAGUUACUAUGAUUAUGGUCUUUCUCCCUAAGGUGUUAGUAUGGAAAGACGCCAAAAGUUUUAUAGAGCCAUCAUCUCAUAUCAUGACUAGUUCAACUACAAGCGGACGAUAUGAUAUAAAAAGGGAAGGAAAUAGGUUUGGGAGAUAUCUACAAUUAAGUGAUCUUUCUAAGCUUCAAACAAUGCUUCAGCAAACUGUAAAUUAUCAUGGAAAUGUUCCGUGA
Messenger RNA from Trichoplax adhaerens, 951 nucleotides. RefSeq lists its product as uncharacterized. Gene Ontology annotation, molecular function: G protein-coupled GABA receptor activity. Gene Ontology annotation, biological process: G protein-coupled receptor signaling pathway; gamma-aminobutyric acid signaling pathway. Gene Ontology annotation, cellular component: membrane; G protein-coupled receptor heterodimeric complex. The coding region runs from base 1 to 951 and encodes 316 amino acids. The transcript is spliced from 7 exons. Lineage: Eukaryota; Metazoa; Placozoa; Uniplacotomia; Trichoplacea; Trichoplacidae. The record is from RefSeq and is a predicted model, not a curated record.